AUGUUUCAUACAUACACGGAGCCAGUCACCUCAUACACGGAGCCAGUCACCUCAUACACGGAGCCAGUCACCUCAUACACGGAGCCAGUCACCUCAUACACGGAGCCAGUCACCUCAUACACGGAGCCAGUCACCUCAUACACGGAGCCAGUCACCUCAUACACGGAGCCAGUCACCUCAUACACGGAGCCAGUCACCUCAUACUCAUUGUUUCUUCACAUUCCUCUAGGUGCUUUUUGGAGAUCCAAAAAGGUCUGCAUGGGUACUGAGAACACAUCAGGGCCCCUACCAACCUCUCUACCUCCUAAACCCCCGUUUCCCUGCCGGGUUCCACCCAAACCCCAGCCCAGAAGGGAGCGAUGGACACUGUAACUGUCCCGAACAGGAACACCUGUACAGGUGAAGCAGGGGACCAUGGUCAGGAAAAGGGACAACUGACCAGGUACAAGUCUCUACCAACCCUCAUCAAUGGCCAGGGGACUCUAUUUAAUCUGAAGUUAUAAACUCUGGCUCUUUCAGGAUCCAAUCUGCAUCUUCACCGACACCAGCAGAGGAACAAGGGGCUUCCAUCAGGUUCACACCUGGUCCAAAGCUUGGUCUCAGAGUCAGACCGACACCAGCAGAGGAACAAGGGGCUUCCAUCAGGUUCACACCUGUUCCAGAGCUUGGUCUCAGAGUCAGACCGACACUUAACCCACAUGGCAGAGACUCAGGUAGGACCCUUCAUUUAUUACACUAAUAUGUCUUUAUUGUGAGAGCUCUGGUGAGUAAGACUUCCAGUGUAUUCAUUACAGACUGCGCAUAAACUUGACACUUACUAGUGAACACAGUACAUUGGCCUCUAAUACUUUGACAGAUACAGUAUCCUGACAGCUCUCUUGUUUCCAUAACAGGUCUGGUAGCAGGACAUAUGGAGGAGCCCGUAUGCUUACGUACCAACCCCGUCCACAGACUUCCUCCCCCCUGACAAGCCCCUCCCAACUUUAAAAAUAAACAGUAAUGUUCAGAGACUGGUCCACAUGAACACUGAGAACAGAAACAUUGGAUCCAUGGAGGUCUCAGCAGCUGAUCUGCAUUAUACACAGCUCCCAAGAGGCAGACAGGAGGGGCUGAACGCUGCUGAGACAGACGAGCUGAAGGCCAACUGA
Coregonus sp. 'balchen' is the source of this 1148-nucleotide messenger RNA. The record is from the annotation of a GenBank genome assembly. Lineage: Eukaryota; Metazoa; Chordata; Actinopteri; Salmoniformes; Salmonidae.